Micromonas commoda is the source of this 2172-nucleotide messenger RNA. RefSeq lists its product with no specific name. Gene Ontology annotation, cellular component: nuclear origin of replication recognition complex. The transcript is spliced from 4 exons. Lineage: Eukaryota; Viridiplantae; Chlorophyta; Mamiellophyceae; Mamiellales; Mamiellaceae. Gene Ontology annotation, biological process: DNA replication initiation; mitotic DNA replication checkpoint signaling. The record is from RefSeq and is a predicted model, not a curated record. Gene Ontology annotation, molecular function: ATP binding; ATP hydrolysis activity; DNA replication origin binding. Bases 1 to 2172 code for a protein of 723 amino acids.
AUGGCUGCGCGGAGGUACUACGAGCAGGUCAAGGUGGACGGCGAAGUGUUCAACCGCGGAGAUUGUGCGUAUGUCAUCGGUGACAAGACGAGAGAUUUGGACGACGACGAGCUGGAGCCCUGUGGAGCGUGCGGCGAGUGCGGUGAUGAGGACGACGUCAUGCUUGAGUGUGACGCUUGUCUUCGGGGCUGGCACAUGCGAUGCCUGCAUCCGCCGCUGGAAGAAGUUCCGGAGGGUGAGUGGUACUGCCCCAAGUGCCUGUCGUCUGCGACUGGAGUCGCCGCUCCGGCUGAGAACGGCAGGCGAAUGGCGCACACCGAAUUCCUCUCUGGUAACUUGCACCUGUGCCGUAUCGAGUGCAUCUGGCAGGAGGCCAAUGGGAAGUUCAUGUUCGUGGGGAGGUGGUUCGCCACUCCCGAGGAGACGCACACGGGCCGCCAGGCGCACCACAGCCGCCGCGAGGUCUUCCUCACCAACAACACCGACGAGAACUGCGUCGACUCUCUCCUUCGCAAAGCUGCGUCGAACAAAGACCCGGCACUCGUCGCGGCGGAGGCUGCGGGGGAUGACGUGUUUCUGUGCGAGUACACGUACGAUCAGCACUUCCACAGGUUCAAGCGAAGGACCGAGUGGGACGACGACGAUCUAUCCGACGACGACCUGCCCGGUGGGAGGAACUUCUUCCACGGGGGACUCACGCUGGUUGACGAAGAUGACGAGGAUGAAGACCUCGACGGAGAGGACAGCGACGCCGACAUCGACGACUGGGGCGGCCGGCACAUCGCCGCGUCGCGUCGGGAGGCAGCCGCGGCGGCGGGUGAAUACGGGGGCGUCAUGGGUCUCGGAGCCGUCGCAGUGCCGCGAAUCGACAAACCGGUCCCGACCACAGCGCUGGGCCGCGCGAGGCAGGCACUGUCGCUGGCGCACUCCCCCGGCACUCUUCCGUGCCGCGACAUCGAACGCAAGAAAAUUGUUGACUUUGUGGAGCAGUCCAUCAACGCUGGUGCGCAGUGUCUGGGCAGGUGUCUGUACAUCUCGGGUGUUCCAGGCACGGGCAAGACGGCGACGGUGCGCGAAGUGAUUCGAACGCUUCGCAAGAAAUCCAGGGACGGAUCGCUGCCCAGGUUUAAUCACGUGGAACUCAACGGUCUCCGUUUACAGACACCCAAGCACGCGUACUCGGCGAUCGCGGAGGAACUCAUGGGCGAGCGCCUGUCGCCGCAGGUUGCAAACGACGUCUUGGAUCGGCGAUUCAAGGAGGGCAGGGGCAGCGACGGGCGCGUCACUGUGCUGGUGAUCGACGAGAUGGACCUGCUCGUGACCCGCACGCAACAGUUGCUGUACAACCUGUUCGAUUGGCCAACGCACCGCGCCGCGCGACUGGUGAUUCUCGGCAUCGCCAACACCCUCGACCUACCCGAGCGUCUGCUUCCGAAGAUUCUAUCGCGCCUUGGAAGCAACCGAGUUUCGUUCCAGCCAUACUCUGCGGACCAGCUGAUGCAGAUUGUCAAGGGCCGGCUUCACAACACGGGUGGACCGGGUCUCAUCAACUCUCCCUUCGAGGAUACCGCGGUCCAGCUGGCGAGCAGGAAGGUUGCCGCGGUAUCAGGAGACGCGAGACGAGUCCUCGAGCUGUGCAGACGUGGAGCUGAGCUCGCAGAGGCGAGAAAAAAGCGUUCCAAUGCGGUGGACAUCAAAGAUAUCCAGGCGGCGCAACGGGAGAUGUUCCAGACGCCACACAUGCAUCUGCUGGAGGCGGCUUCUCGGCACGAGCGUAUUUUCCUGGCUGCUCUCGUCAUGGAGCUUCGCCGGAGUGGUCUCAGCGACGCGUGCAUCACGAACGUCAUGCGCACACACGAGCAACUCUGCAGGCAGUUUGACGAGCCCUUGCCCCCCGCGGGCGCAGCGGCGGCGAUCGCGUGCCGACUCGCGUCCAUUCGCCUGUUGCUCGCGGACCCGGGUAGGAAGCGAAGCGCUCAGCGAGUGUCGCUGAAUGUACCGAGGGACGACGUCGUGUAUGCGCUGAAACAGAGGGAGAACAACGCAGCAAAGGCCGCGGCGGCUGCGAUGAAAGAGAAGGGGUUGAAGACGAGCGCCGUCUCCAAGGAGGAAUUCGCCGAGUUCGACCACGGCGAGAUCCCUUGGCUUCGCAACCACCCGGGUCUGGGCUAA